AUGUUCAAGACUGACUUCUCUUUACCAAUACGGAUCCCUCUUGAGGAAGUACAGUUUCGGGGCAGUCCGCACUUUUACAACAAUGGUACACCCUGGAUGAAAGAUCCAGACGAAACAGCACCAUGGCCAGAAAAUUUAAGAUACGUCGGUGAGCCAAGCCACCAAAUUGACGAGAACUGGCAGAGGCUCAUCGGCAAACGCUACUUCUCAAUUUCGGAAGAGGAGGCUAGAAGAGCCUGGGGAGACAAACGACAUAAGUUUGUAGAUCAGAACAUGGGAGGCUAUACAGCUGGGUUCGACAUGUUUCAUACGUUGCACUGCAUUAACGAACUUCGCAAGGCGUUACGUCCCGAGUACUAUCCCCCAAAGUCUCAUACGCUCCAUGGAGCGCUUCACAACGGCAAGUAUCUCAAUAUGCGACACAUCCCUCUUGGUGACUGA
Fusarium tjaetaba is the source of this 441-nucleotide messenger RNA. RefSeq lists its product as uncharacterized. Bases 1 to 441 code for a protein of 146 amino acids. The record is from RefSeq and is a predicted model, not a curated record. NCBI's taxonomy places the organism in Eukaryota, Fungi, Ascomycota, Sordariomycetes, Hypocreales, Nectriaceae. Gene Ontology annotation, biological process: mycotoxin biosynthetic process. The transcript is spliced from 4 exons.